GAUAUGAGUUCAAUAUGUCAAAAGUAUCACGUUCCUGCUGAAACCGUGUGGUCGUUUGUAAAUUAAUUUAGUGUAAAUGUUGUAAUAUUAGCAAUUAUUUGAUUAAAACUAUGGAUAAUCAGAAUGAGACGAUCACAGAAGAACCCGCUGCUAAAAAAGCUAAGCUUCAAGAAAAAGCGUCAAGUAGCGGUUUGGAAAAUCUUUUGAAGACUGGAUUUCAACAGGUGGUUAAGGCGGUAAAACUUUCGAAUGGUAUACCAUCAGAAGAGGAGCGCAGUUACUAUUCAACCUACAAAUCAUUUAAUGACAAUGUAAGCGCCCAAUCUGAUAUGGUACUGAAUCUUAUGUCGCAUAUUUUAAAAUAUGAAAGUGUUGGUCUUUCACUACAAAAGCGUACUGAUGAUGAAAAAUUUGACCUUUUGCAACAAUGCAAUGACGCCGCACUAGAACGUGUAAAUUCUAAUUUAGAUAUAUACGCAGGGGCAGUACAGAAAGAUAUUCAUCCAAUAAUUAUAGAAUCAGAAGUGAAAAAAAUUGAUAUUACAACAAAAAAUGCUGGAAGCUGGAAUUUAAAACAAGCGAAAGAAACUACAGACAAAGAAACAAUAGCGGCACGUUUAAUAACAGCAAAAAACAUUGCACGACCACAAAUUAAAUUCAAUAUACCAAUUGAUAAUAGCAAUAAUACGCCAUUUAUACCAAAAUUGACAUAUAAGCCGAAUUCAUUAAAACCAUUGGCUAUACUACCGGAAUAUGAUGAGGCAGGCGAUGUUGUGAGUUACUUGCAUCCUUAUGAAUUUGAAUUGGAAAAAUUUGAGAUGCCAGAAGAGGAAUUGCAGCAAAAAUCGCCUGUGAAACCAGCAAAAGUUGAUGUUGUUGAGCUUAUGCAUGUCGAUACUGUUGAGUUGCUCAACAAGGCGCUUGAGGAACUACGUCAACAUAAAAUGAUUGCUGUUGAUGUUGAACAUCAUGCAUAUCGUAGUUUCUUGGGAUUCACUUGCCUAGUACAAAUGUCAACCAAAGAUAAGGACUAUAUAUUCGAUGCGCUAAAAUUAAGAGAUGAUAUGCAUAUUUUAAAUGAAGUUUUAACUAAUCCCAAAAUAGUUAAAAUAUUUCAUGGUGCUGAUUUGGAUAUUAUUUGGUUACAGCGUGAUUUAAGUUUAUACGUUGUGAACAUGUUUGACACACAUCAUGCUGCGAAGUUGCUUAAUUUCUCACGUCUCUCCUUGGCAUAUCUGCUUAAACACUACUGUGACAUUGAAGUUGAUAAAACAUUUCAGUUGGCUGAUUGGCGCAUACGCCCAUUACCCGAUAUGCUUAUUAACUACGCCCGUCAGGACACGCACUACCUAAUCUAUGUGUACGAAAGUAUUUGCAAUGAUUUGUUGGAUAAGUCCAAUCAGCACGGCAAUUUAUUGCGAAAUGUGUAUCAAACUAGCAAUGAGUUAUGCAAGCGACGUUACUGCAAACCACUAUUUAAUAACGAUUCACAUUUAGAAUUUUAUCGAAAGUCAAAACAUAUUUUUGAUAAUAGACAAAUGAGUGCUUUAAGUGAAAUAUUUGCUUGGCGCGAUGCGAUUGCACGCAAAGAAGAUGAAAGUUAUAAUUAUGUUUUACCGAAUCAUAUGUUAUUGCGUAUAUCCGAGACGUUACCACGCGAAGCACAAGGCAUUUUGGCUUGCUGUAAUCCUAUACCACCACUUGUACGACAAAAUUUAUAUGUACUUCACGAUAUAAUAUUAAAAGCGCGCGCAAAACCGCUUAUUAAGCCAACGCUUGUAGGUGAUGCUUUUAGUCGUGUGGCAACAAAAGGCAGUAAAGAUUAUGACAAUAUAUUAUAUUGUCCACAUGAUUUGACUGUGGUUGAAGAUUUUCGUGAUGAUCUUCCUACUAUGCUAAAAAUCGAUAAAAAUAAUGUCGAUGUUAAUGAAAUUGAUGAGAUCGCAGAAAAAAUAACAUACUUACAACUUCCAACAGUGGAUGUGUUCGAAAAAAUGAAUGCUAUUUAUGAUGAUCCAUUGAAAAAGGCCAUUAAAGAAGGAUGUAAUAAAUCAAAGUUCAAGACACCUUAUGAGCGUUAUUUGGCGAUAUUACCACAAAUUGAGAAGGAGAAACUUGAAGAAGCAGAGAGAAUUGCUCAUGAAAACAGGAGCCGGCAAUUAUGUCCAUCUGCACCAAAAGUAGUGGUUAAAGAAGAGAUUAACACAGAGAACGACGAUACACUGAAUGUAUCAAUUAAAGAAUAUUUAAAACGCAAACGUGUAGAAUCAGAUGGUCCAAGCACUUCAAGUAAAGUAGCAAAAAUGCAAAGCACAUCAACACUUGAUCAGAAAGACAAACCCAGUUCUUCUAAAGCCAGUUUAAAAAAAAAAAAUUCUACAAGUCAUAAAACUGAUAAGCCACCUAUAAUAAGUAAAGAUGAAAGUCGUCUAAAUGAAUCAAUUGUAACGAUAGAGGAUGAAAGCGAUACUGAUGUUAUUGUUUCGACUGAUGUAGAUACAAAUAAAUCAAACACAAAUGACAACAAAAAUAAUUUCUCAUCAAAAGUUAAAAAUAAAUUUAACAAUUUUAAGAAGAAAUUUAAAAACAAAAGGAAAAAUAAAGCUCAAAAGAGUGGACAAUCCUCAAACGUUCCGGUACAAAACAAUUUUGAUUAUAAUAAUGUGGACUUUAAAAAAUUUCAAGGUGGUUCUCAACGUGCUAAUGGCAUACAAAUGAAACAAACAAUUCACGGCAAAAGUAAUUCAAAUAAAGCUAAAAAUAAAAAGUUCAACAAACUUUUUACAUUUAGUAAUGUAAAAAGUAAAAAGUAAUAAAAAGGCGUAAUAUAUUUUUUAUUGAUACUAUCAAGAACAUUAAAUAGAUAAACUAGAGUUCUUAAUUGUUCUUCUAAAAUUAGUUAGGAACUACGAGGAAUAUACCACAUGCUAAGAAAAAAUAAGUGUAAUUAAUGGAAUCUCUUGUUUGAGAGAUACAAAAACUUAAUAUUAUAAACAUAAUAUGAUCAUUGUGUCUCACGUUCCUAAUGUUUGCUUUGCAUAUAUAUUUAUCCUCAAACGUUCUUUUAGUGUUCUUGAUAAUACAAAUUUAAAUAGUUUAUAUUUUAUUUCAUUUUCUAAAUAAAC
Molecule: messenger RNA, 3125 nt
Organism: Teleopsis dalmanni
Lineage: Eukaryota; Metazoa; Arthropoda; Insecta; Diptera; Diopsidae
Product: exosome component 10-like
Exons: 8
Coding region: 111-2813 (900 amino acids)
Biological process (GO): exonucleolytic trimming to generate mature 3'-end of 5.8S rRNA from tricistronic rRNA transcript (SSU-rRNA, 5.8S rRNA, LSU-rRNA); poly(A)-dependent snoRNA 3'-end processing; nuclear polyadenylation-dependent rRNA catabolic process
Cellular component (GO): nuclear exosome (RNase complex); nucleolus
Molecular function (GO): 3'-5'-RNA exonuclease activity; nucleotide binding; nucleic acid binding
Source: RefSeq, a predicted model, not a curated record